Messenger RNA from Rhodamnia argentea, 1949 nucleotides. RefSeq names its product nucleobase-ascorbate transporter 3. Gene Ontology annotation, biological process: transmembrane transport. Gene Ontology annotation, molecular function: transmembrane transporter activity. Gene Ontology annotation, cellular component: plasmodesma; plasma membrane. The coding region runs from base 189 to 1841 and encodes 550 amino acids. Lineage: Eukaryota; Viridiplantae; Streptophyta; Magnoliopsida; Myrtales; Myrtaceae. The transcript has 14 exons. The record is from RefSeq and is a predicted model, not a curated record.
CCUCGGGUACCCUUCCUUUCUCAAGCUUUUCAACCGUCUUUCUUGCAUCGUACUCAGCUUGAUCCGAGCUUUGCUUCGCAGAAACCCCCCCGGGAAAGAAAGAAAGAAAGAAACGAUACAGCGAGCUCAAGACUCGAUAGAAGAGUCUCCUGCCUGAGGAAAGUCUUUCUGUGUGAAGAAUCAAGAAGAUGGGAGAGACUGCGAAUCACAACCAUGGGCCUCCGCCUGCACAGGGGGCGCCACCGCCUCAGCCACCGCCGCCGAACUUCGCUCUUUCUAGAGGACCCACUUGGGCUCCGGCCGAACAGCUCCACCAAGUCGACUAUUGCAUCCACUCUAACCCCUCAUGGCACGAAGCGGUUCUACUAGCAUUUCAGCACUAUGUCGUGAUGCUUGGAACAGUUGUUAUGAUUGCCAGCACUCUUGUGCCUCGUAUGGGUGGGGACCAUGGUGAUAAGGCGCGGGUGAUUCAGGCACUGCUUUUUAUGACGGGAAUCAACACUCUGCUUCAGACCCUUCUCGGGACAAGGCUACCUACUGUUAUGGGAGCAUCACUUGCUUUUUAUCUGCCGGUGUUAUCGAUUAUAAAUGACACUUUGGACAAGAGCUUCAAUUCAGAGCAUGAUAGGUUUCUGUACACAAUGAGGACCAUUCAGGGGUCUCUUAUCGUUUCUUCUUUUGUGAACAUCAUCCUUGGGUAUAGCCAGGCAUGGGGAAACUUCACCAGGUUCUUUAGUCCGGUUAUAAUUGUAGCGGUGGUUUCUGUGGUGGGUCUUGGUUUGUUCAUGAGGGGCUUUCCAUUGCUGGCUAAUUGUGUCGAGAUUGGCCUGCCGAUGCUAAUUCUUCUCAUCAUAUCUCAACAGUAUCUGAAGCGAAUCCGGCCUGGGGGCCAUCCCGUGCUGGAGAGAUAUGGUUUGCUCUUAUGCAUUGGUAUAAUCUGGGCAUUUGCGGCCAUCCUCACUGUGUCUGGAGCUUACAACAAUGUUGGAGAGCAGACGAAAACAAGUUGCCGCAUAGAUCACUCCUAUCUUUUGUCAUCUGCUCCUUGGAUUAAGAUUCCGUACCCAUUUCAGUGGGGUACUCCCGUAUUUAGAGCAAGCCAUGUCUUUGGGAUGAUGGGUGCGGCACUUGUUUCUUCUGCAGAGUCAACAGGUACGUUUUUUGCGGCAGCCCGACUUGCCGGUGCGACACCUCCGCCAGCAUAUGUGCUCAGCCGGAGUAUUGGCCUACAUGGUAUUGGGAUGCUGCUUGAAGGGAUAUUUGGUUCUGUUGUUGGUACAACUGCAUCAGUAGAAAACGUUGGCCUCCUUGGACUUACUCGCAUAGGGAGCAGAAGAGUGAUUCAAAUAUCAACUGCUUUCAUGAUCUUUUUCUCCAUAUUUGGGAAAUUCGGUGCCUUUUUUGCGUCUAUUCCUCUACCAAUAUUUGGCGCCAUCUAUUGUGUUGUAUUGGGAAUUGUUGUUGCCGUAGGGAUCUCAUUCACACAGUUUGCAAAUACUAACUCUAUGCGAAACCACUACGUUUUGGGCGUCACGUUCUUCCUUGCGAUAUCGAUAGCCGAGUAUUUUGCACUGAACACCUCUGCAGAGGGUGUUGGACCUGUCAAAACUCAGGGUAGAUGGUUCAACGAUAUUUUGAAUACCAUCUUCUCUUCAUCUCCGACCGUGGCGAUGAUAGUCGGAGUGCUGUUGGACAACACGCUCGAGGCGAAGGACACGGCGAGCGAGAGAGGAGUCCCUUGGUGGGCCCCCUUCCAGCGCAGGAAAGGAGAUGUCCGGAACGAGGAGUUCUACAGCUACCCUCUCAGGAUGCAUGAGUUAAUGCCCACCAGGUUUCUAUGAGGGUACUUCAGUUUCCUUGUACAUUUUGCAUAGAUUCCCAAAAAUGCCGUUGUGCUUGUAACACUCUCUGUUGAAUGAUGGAAUUACUCGUGUGCUAAUUUAGUUUUA